Molecule: messenger RNA, 1504 nt
Organism: Glycine soja
Lineage: Eukaryota; Viridiplantae; Streptophyta; Magnoliopsida; Fabales; Fabaceae
Product: peroxidase 65-like
Exons: 1
Coding region: 152-1132 (326 amino acids)
Biological process (GO): hydrogen peroxide catabolic process; response to oxidative stress
Molecular function (GO): heme binding; peroxidase activity
Source: RefSeq, a predicted model, not a curated record
AAUGCAUUCUCUUCCCUCCACCCCUUAGUCCUUUUCCUCAAAGGGACUACCAUAAUUUUUCUCUCCCAAACAAACCCAAGAGAGGAAGAAAGAAAGAAAAGAGUAUAAACACACAAUAUCUCUUUAAACUCUUGACCCUUCUCUUGGAGGCAUGGCUUUCCCAAUUCUCUUCCUUCUCUUCAUUUCCCUUCCCUUCUCCUCCGCAAAGCUCAACGUCGAUUACUACAAAAACACAUGCCCAGACUUCGAAAAAAUCGUUAGGGAAAACGUCUUCACCAAACAAAGCGCUAGCGUGGCCACAGCACCGGGUCUCCUUCGCCUCUUCUUCCACGAUUGCAUCACCGAUGGCUGCGACGCUUCCCUCCUCAUAACUUCCAAUGCAUACAACCCUCAUGCAGAACGUGAUGCGGACCUCAACCUUUCUCUCUCCGGUGAUGCCUUCGACAUCAUAGUUAAAAUCAAAAACGCAUUAGAACUUGCAUGCCCUGGUGUUGUGUCGUGUUCCGACAUCGUGGCACAGGCCACAAGAGACCUUGUUAAGAUGGUCGGUGGUCCUUUUUACCCCGUGAGGCUGGGGAGAAAGGAUAGCACUGAAUCAGAUGCUGCGAGAGUGAGUGCAAGCCUUCCAACACCAAGCAUGACCAUGGACCAGAUCAUUGAGAAGUUCACCUCAAAGGGUUUCACUGUUAAGGAGAUGGUGGCUUUGACUGGGGCACACACCAUUGGGUUCACACACUGCAAGGAGUUCAUCCACAGGAUCUACAACUUCAGCAAGACCUCUGAUGCUGACCCUAUGAUGCACCCUAAGCUGGUCCAAGGGUUGAGGUCCGUGUGCCAGAACUACACCAAGGACUCCUCAAUGGCUGCAUUCAAUGAUGUUAGGUCACCAGGGAAGUUUGACAAUGCCUACUACCAGAAUGUCAUCAAGGGUUUGGGGUUGUUGACCUCUGAUUCCAUUCUUGCUGUUGACCCAAGGACAAAGCCUCUUGUGGAGCUCUAUGCAAAUGACCAGCAAGCUUUCUUCAAGGACUUUGCUGAUGCCAUGGAGAAACUUUCUGUGUUUAGAGUCAAAACUGGCGACAAAGGAGAGGUGAGGAACAGGUGUGACCAAUUCAACAGUAUUCCUGCCUAAAUGACCGAAGUUACUGAGGUUGAAAUUAUUAGAUAAUUCGAAACUAUUUCCUAUUCUUGCAUUUAUAUAUGACACGUGCAUACUUAAAAGUAUUGACAAUUGAUGAUAUAUAUAUACAUGUCAUAUAUAAAGAUUAAUUAAGAUGGUAUAGUCUCGGAUUAUCUGAUAAUUUCUAGAGAUUUUGUGUAUCUAGAGAGUCACUAUGGAUAUACAUUGUCAUUUGUGUCCUUGUCAAAAGAAAAUUGUGAGAAACUUAUUACCUAUAUACAUUUGAAUUUUUUGUUUGUUUCCAUUUGAUAUUUUUUGUUUUGUGAAAGAGGCGAAAAACAUAAGACUUGUGAUGGAGAAGAUCCAGUUUUACCCAUCUGAUCA